This is a messenger RNA of Triticum turgidum subsp. durum (durum wheat), 1557 nucleotides long. NCBI's taxonomy places the organism in Eukaryota, Viridiplantae, Streptophyta, Magnoliopsida, Poales, Poaceae. The record is from the annotation of a GenBank genome assembly.
AUGGGGAUAAAGAUGCCGCGGCAGUGCGGCCGCGAAAGCUUCGCGGCGGCGGCGUCGCUGGCUCUGCUUCUCCUCCUCGCCGCGCCGCCGCGGGGAUGCGUCGCGCAGAGCGGCGGAGUGCUCACGAGGGGGAGCUUCCCCGACGGGUUCGUCUUCGGCACAGCAUCCUCCGCGUACCAGUAUGAGGGGGCGGUGAAGGCGGACGGGAGAGGGCAGACCAUCUGGGACACCUUCGCGCACACCUUCGGAAAGAUCAGCGACUUCAGCAAUGCCGACAUCACAGUAGAUCAAUACCAUCGUUUCGAGGAGGACAUACAGCUCAUGGCGGACAUGGGAAUGGACGCAUAUCGGUUCUCCAUCGCGUGGGCAAGAAUCCUCCCAAAUGGUGUUGGUCAGGUUAAUCAGGCUGGCAUCGACCAUUACAACAAACUGAUCAAUGCCCUUCUUGCUAAAGGAAUUCAACCAUAUGUGACCCUGUUCCACUGGGACCUCCCCCAGGCCCUAGAGGACAAGUACAACGGGUGGCUGGACAGGCAGAUAGUCAACGACUUCGUGGCUUACGCCGAGACAUGCUUCGCGGCGUUCGGCGACAGGGUGAAGCAUUGGAUCACGGUGAACGAGCCGCACAAUGUGGCCGUCAAUGGCUACGAUGUCGGGAUCCAGGCUCCUGGUCGCUGCUCCCUGCUGCUCCACCUCUACUGCAAAUCCGGCAACUCCGGCACCGAGCCCUACAUCGUCGCCCACAACUUCAUCCUGGCCCACGCCGCCGUCUCCCAAUUGUACAGGAGGAAGUACAAGGCGGCGCAGAAUGGGCAGCUCGGGAUGGCGUUCGACGUGGUGUGGUAUGAGCCGAUGUCAGAUGCCGCUGUUGAUGUGGAGGCGGCCAAGAGGGCGCAGGAGUUCCAGUUGGGGUGGUUCGCGGACCCCUUCUUCUUCGGCGACUACCCGACCACCAUGAGGAAGCGAGUAGGGGAGAGGCUGCCGAGGUUCACAACGGAGGAGUCCGCGCUCGUUAAGGGGACACUCGACUUCGUGGGUAUCAACCACUACACCACCUAUUACACCAAGCAGAACGACACGAACAUCAUCGCCCUGCUUCUCAACAACACCUUGGCAGACACCGGGAGCAUCAGCCUACCCUUCAAGAACGGCAAACCGAUUGGGGAUAGGGCGAAUUCGAUAUGGCUGUACAUCGUGCCCAGAGGGAUGAGGAGCGUGAUGGAGUAUGUCAAGGACAGGUACAACCGCCCGCCGGUGUACAUCACCGAAAACGGAAUGGAUGACAGCAACAGCCCCUUCAUUUUACGCAAGGACGCCCUCCAGGACACCAAGAGGAUCAAGUACCACAACGACUACCUCGCCAAUCUGGCCGCUUCCAUCAAGGAGGACGGGUGCGACGUGCGUGGGUACUUCGCGUGGUCUCUGCUGGACAACUGGGAGUGGGCGGCCGGGUACACGUCCAGGUUCGGGCUCUACUUCGUGGACUACAACGAUAAGCUCAAGAGAUACCCCAAGAGCUCGGUGCAGUGGUUCAAGAGCCUCCUCGGCUCAAGUUGA